This is a messenger RNA of Meleagris gallopavo (turkey), 551 nucleotides long. RefSeq names its product CDGSH iron sulfur domain 3 (gene CISD3). NCBI's taxonomy places the organism in Eukaryota, Metazoa, Chordata, Aves, Galliformes, Phasianidae. Gene Ontology annotation, cellular component: mitochondrion. The record is from RefSeq and is a predicted model, not a curated record. Gene Ontology annotation, molecular function: 2 iron, 2 sulfur cluster binding.
CAUCCGAAUUUCCGGCCGUUCCGGCGCUGCGGGAUGGCGGCGGUGCGGCGCGGGGCGGCCGCUGUGGCGGCCCGGCUGAGGGCUGCGCUCUUCCCCCGCAUCGCGUUUCCGUACCGCGUGGAGCUGAAGCAGGGAAAGAAAUACGCGUGGUGCUCGUGCGGGCACAGCCGGGCGCAGCCGUUCUGCGACGGCACGCACCGCACCUCGGCUCCGGACAGCGUUCCGUUGCGUUUCACGGCGGAGGCGGACGGCAAAGUGUGGCUGUGCGGCUGCAAACGGACCCACCCCCCCCGGUGCGACGGCAGCCACCUGCGGCUGUGGGAGGCGGGGAGCGGAGCCCGGCGCUGAGCUCCGUUGCUGAGCCCCCUCCUCACCCCCGUGACCGCAUCCUGCGGGGCACCCCGUAGGGAUGCAGCCCCUGCGGUCGUGCGGGGGUGCGUGGCACUGAGCAGCGUUUAUUGCACGUCCUGAGCUGGGACGUAAUGCGAAUGUUUGCCUGCUAACUGUACGGGAUGAUGCAAAUAUAUGGUGGGAUGUGACGGCAGGUGGGA